This is a messenger RNA of Grammomys surdaster, 3142 nucleotides long. RefSeq names its product adenosylmethionine decarboxylase 1 (gene Amd1). The transcript has 8 exons. Gene Ontology annotation, cellular component: cytosol. Lineage: Eukaryota; Metazoa; Chordata; Mammalia; Rodentia; Muridae. Gene Ontology annotation, biological process: spermine biosynthetic process; spermidine biosynthetic process. The coding region runs from base 263 to 1267 and encodes 334 amino acids. Gene Ontology annotation, molecular function: putrescine binding; adenosylmethionine decarboxylase activity. The record is from RefSeq and is a predicted model, not a curated record.
GGACUACAAGAGACUGAACUGUAUCUGCCUCUAUUUCCAACAGACUCACGUUCAACUUUCGCUCACGAAAAUAGCCGGGAAAAUUUUAUUAGUCCUUUUUUUAAAAAAAGUUAAUAUAAAAUUAUAGCAAAAAAAAAAAAAAAGGAACCUGAACUUUAGUAACACAGCUGGAACAAUCCGCAGCGGCGGCAGGAGCGGCGGGAGAAGAGAUUUAAUUUAGUUGAUUUUCUGUGGUUGUUGGUUGUUCGCUAGUCUCACGGUGAUGGAAGCUGCACAUUUUUUCGAAGGGACCGAGAAACUGCUGGAGGUCUGGUUUUCCAGACAGCAGUCCGACGCAAGCCAGGGAUCUGGGGAUCUUCGUACCAUCCCAAGAUCUGAGUGGGAUGUCCUUUUGAAGGAUGUGCAGUGCUCAAUCAUAAGUGUGACAAAGACUGACAAGCAGGAAGCUUAUGUACUCAGUGAGAGUAGCAUGUUUGUCUCCAAGAGACGUUUCAUUUUGAAGACAUGUGGUACCACCCUCUUACUGAAAGCACUGGUCCCCCUGUUGAAGCUUGCUCGGGAUUACAGUGGGUUUGACUCAAUCCAAAGCUUCUUUUAUUCUCGUAAGAAUUUCAUGAAGCCUUCUCACCAAGGGUACCCACACCGGAAUUUCCAGGAAGAAAUCGAGUUUCUUAAUGCAAUUUUCCCAAAUGGAGCAGCAUACUGUAUGGGACGGAUGAAUUCUGACUGUUGGUACUUGUAUACUUUGGAUUUCCCAGAGAGCCGAGUAAUCAAUCAGCCAGACCAAACCCUGGAAAUUCUGAUGAGUGAGCUUGACCCAGCAGUUAUGGACCAGUUCUACAUGAAAGACGGUGUUACUGCAAAGGAUGUCACUCGUGAGAGUGGAAUUCGUGACCUGAUACCAGGUUCUGUCAUUGACGCCACACUGUUCAAUCCUUGUGGCUACUCGAUGAAUGGGAUGAAAUCGGAUGGAACAUAUUGGACUAUUCACAUCACUCCAGAACCAGAAUUUUCUUAUGUUAGCUUUGAAACAAACCUAAGUCAGACCUCCUAUGACGACCUGAUCAGGAAAGUUGUGGAAGUCUUCAAGCCAGGAAAAUUUGUGACCACCUUGUUUGUUAAUCAGAGUUCUAAAUGUCGCACAGUGCUUUCUUCACCCCAGAAAAUUGACGGCUUUAAACGUCUUGAUUGCCAGAGUGCUAUGUUCAACGAUUACAAUUUUGUUUUUACCAGUUUUGCUAAGAAACAGCAACAACAGCAGAGUUGAUUAGGAAAAAUGAAGAAGAAAAAACGCAAAAAGAGAAGACACACAGGAGGUGGUGGCUGCUUUCUAGAUGUUGAUCCUGGGGGCCAUGCUGACCAUGACCACCACCUUGUAGUUGCAGAAAGCCCUAGGUGUAAUGAUAGUGUGAUCAUUUUGAAGUGUAUGCAUUAUUAUAUCAAGGAGUUAGAUAUCUUGCAUGAAUGCUCUCUUCUGUGUUUAGGUGUUCUAUGCCACUCUUGCUGUGGAACUGAAGUGCAUGUAGAAAAGAACUUUGGCUGUAUGAAUCUUUACGACACUUGUGAAAAUGACUCGAUUUGGUUUAUGCACAGCGUAAUAUUUCUGCAGGCAUCGUCCAAAAUCCCCCACAGACAAGGCUUUCGUCCCCAUUAGAUGCGGCCUCAGCUGACCGUCUGCGACUGUUCUAUUAAAUUGCUACCAGAGUUUUUACAUCUGGUUACCUCCACUUUCUAGAGCAUAUUCUCUGCUAAUGUGAUUCAGAACCAAUUUUUACUUCAUACAGGUGUUUUAUGCAAUGGCAAUUAAAGUUUUUCUUCCACACAUUGAGUCUUUGUAAGAAAAUGAUUCCAGUUGCUUGUUUUGUGUUCUACUGUUUUAAUAGUUGCUCCUGCAUUUACAGUCCUAUGUUUUUUUUUUUUUUACCACCCCUGAUGAAGCAAUACACUGUUACACUGUGGGCUUAUUAUAAUCUUACACCCCAGAUGAGUUUGGAAAAUGGUCCCUUGCUUAAUUUUUUUCCUAAGACAUAAUAAGAAUGUGGCCUUCUUAUUGGCAUGAACUUUUGUGGAAGAUAAAUGACAAAACUGAAUGUAUCAAGUGAAAAGAAUUCAGUCUCUGGGGUGAUGAGCAAGGAGAACCCAUUAAAAAAGAAAACUCCAUGGAAAUGACAGGCCGUGUAGUGCACUUUAGUUAGCUUUAAUGGAGUGUCUACCAUGCCUUCACUAACUUACUAAGCAGUGAUGGGAAUGUCCACUAAGUCAAAGCAGAAAGUUAAUCCUAAACAUUCUGACCUCAGUAAGUGCCGCCAUUGCCACCAGUCUAAAGGAGAUCUUGAUUCAAAGGAGAGUCCGUGGUUUCUGUUGAUUCUGACAUCGCCUGUUCUCUGGUCUUCCUUUCACCAUGGUGUUAAGAUCAAAUGAAUGGCUGACCAGAGGGAGGGCUCUCCAGGCUACUUGGCCAGAUAGUGAAUGUAUGAAUGGAUGAACAAUAUUCUGAAUCUAUUUAAUGGCACUAGAAAUGUGGGCAUUUGCAAAUGCUGUGGGGUUUAAACAGAAAAGAGCAAACUGGACUACGCUCUCUAUUUAUUGCCCUCCUACUGUUUUCUUGGUAGUUUCUGGACUGACACAGUGAUGUUUUGUUCCUUCCGUAUUUAUAAUGAAACACUUUUUUAGCGUUUCUAAAUGUAGAAUCUACUUGGUUUGAAAUCAAGUGGUUGGAACACUGAUUUUUUUUUUACUUUAUACAUGGUGUUGAUUGAAUGCUUCAUUGGGGAAGCUUUCGGUCAGCUUUAUCAGUCUUGAUUCUGUAAUGAGCACAGCACCUAUUUUGAAUUGCUAUUUGGAGGACCAGUGCUUAUUUAAGCUGGAUUUUGUAACCCAGUAGGUUUUGGCUUGAGGUCUGUUUCCCCCAUCUUAUAAAAUUAAGAAUUCUAAUGUUGAAAAUUGCAUAGGUUUGUGUGGAACAAAGCCUAGAGAAGAGACUGUAGGUGGACUAGUGAUCUAGUGUAAUUACAGGCGGGGAAGUUUUGGUGCCAUAAUUUCUCUUUGUUGGUGUUGGACUUUUAAUCAGCUGAAAUGUAUUUCUGUACCACAAUGUAAGCUUCAAUAAAAGUUUGCUUAAUUGUCUAGCAACAUUCAGAAA